GGGGAAAAUAUCAUAAACAGACAAAAGAAAACAUAUCUCAAAUAAUGCUACAAAAUGGUGGUAGCUAGUCGCACUCAUGGCAUUCUGUCCACCAAGCACUGCAUCCACCUUAUCUUGUAAAAAGGACAACCCAAAAACUUACUUCCUUCUCAUUCUCACGAACCAACAAAUCCACACCACCAUCUUUAAGAAAUGUUACUGAUCAAACCAAUUGGCUCGCCAAAGGGAAAAUGGGUAGUAGCGCCAGCAGCAGCGGAAGGUCUCUUCCCAGCCCUCAAACACCUGCAGGUGACGGCGAUCCAAAGACAGCCCUCAACAAUCCCAAGUCCAACUACUGCGGUGAGUAUGAAUUCAUUACACAAAUUGACGGAGAAGGCCUAUGGUCCUUGUACUACUACUGCCGCCGCCGCCGCCGGCAGGAGGCAAGCGAGAUGGGACAGCGUCGCCGAUGAAGAGGAGAACAACGAAGACGAAGAGUACAAUCAAGAAAUCGCGGUGCUGGAAUUCUACACCCAGCGUUGCAGAGGGGAAGCUCUGGUUGUCCAUGCCUCUGUGGAUGGCCAGCUUGUGGAAGUCCUCAUCUUCAGAGGAUUCUCGUCGUGCUUGAACUACGGGACGGCGGCGGACCCGUCGAAGAGCGUGAUUCCGGCGAGGGCCGUGAUUAAGUGGGUAGACAGGAUUAAGGGGCCAUUUGAUCCUUCCAACAUUGAGUACUUGGAGAAAGAGAUCAGUUGGGAUUCAUUCAAGGCACGUCUUGCUGCUUCUUCCCCUGUUCAAUAGCUCUGUAAUUUCAUGUGGCCUAACUCGAAAUUGUAUACUCCCCCGUAUAUUACUGUUUUCGUCGCUUUCUUAAUUAACAUAAUAAAACCAUUACAGUAAAUUAACCAUGUGUGAUUGCACAAAAUGGUAUAAAUUUUUAGGCUUAAUGAUAAAUUGAUAAUUAAAGGAUGGGAUGAUUGAUUAUAUACCGGUGUGGUUAAUGCUUCCAAUCUGAUUAACUUGAUUGUGCCUAACUCGGAGUGUAGAUGGGCCGGAUGACAAGCGAGGCCCAAAAAGAGUAGAGAUUUUCAGCCCAAACUGGUAGCAUCCUUUAAAGCCCGGGUAUGCUUGAUCGGGCCUGCAGGGAAUGCUCAUAUUCGCUCAUUAGCUGCCUACUGCGUAAUAGUAGUUUGUCAACUCUCGAUAGUCAACGGUAAUGGCUGACGUAAGAUGAGAAAUAAAAUAAUUUGGAUCAA
Linum trigynum is the source of this 1235-nucleotide messenger RNA. The record is from the annotation of a GenBank genome assembly. Lineage: Eukaryota; Viridiplantae; Streptophyta; Magnoliopsida; Malpighiales; Linaceae.